This is a messenger RNA of Ophidiomyces ophidiicola, 681 nucleotides long. RefSeq names its product glycogenin glucosyltransferase. The transcript has 2 exons. Lineage: Eukaryota; Fungi; Ascomycota; Eurotiomycetes; Onygenales; Onygenaceae. Bases 1 to 681 code for a protein of 226 amino acids. The record is from RefSeq and is a predicted model, not a curated record.
AUGUCCAAAAGCACAAAGCUAUUUCAGCCCCCAGAGACUUACCCUGAAGCACCUACAGAUAUGUAUUAUAAGGUACCACCAAAGGUUGCUCCUUCGUCCACUUUGCCUCACCUGUUCCCUUGGGAAAGCCAGAUUCGAGCUCCGUCUCGGGUGUUUCUUCAUGACACUGGGGAUGUCCCUACAGAAACUAAGCCAGACUCGACUACACCAAUAGACAUCGACAUCACAUCUUCCAUACAUACCGAACCAACGCCUACCCAAGCUCUUUCAAGCACUUGGGAUUCAUAUGCUCGGACCAACGCCUGGGACGAAGUUCCUGGAAUCGAGCAAUAUAUGCGAUCUCUCCAAAAACCGCGCCGGAAAAAUGUGCAGCUUCUUGCAGGCUCCGACAGAAGCUGGUCCCCAGGAUCAUCGGUUUCUCGCGGGAGGAGACCAAGUUUGAGACUAACCGAUUUUCCUACUGAGGUUGAACGACCAAGCCUCCCGGUUACUCCUGCUCCUAUCAGAAGAGGGAGUUAUUUUGAAAAGGACUCUGACCAAAAGGGAAGUAUACAAGAUACUGAAAGUGUGACUAAACAGGAGGAAUGGAACCCGCUGGACCAGCUUGAAAGGCUUCAUCGGCAUCAUUGCGAAUUCCUUGAUCGCGCAUUAAGAGAUAUUUCGAAAGAGGAGGGCGAAUAA